AAACUGGUGAUCUGUACUCUAGCAGCUACGUGCAAUCCGUGAAGAGAGAAUACAACAUGCUGCUCAGAGAAAAGUUUGAUACAAAACUAAUCUGGGUAUCACUUCGGAUCUUUUACAUGCUCUCCGUGACAGAAAAUCACAAAAAGUACAUAAACACGUUUCUGGUAGAAUUUGUAAAUUGCACGAAAAAUGCAAGAAAGCAGCAACAAGAUAUAAUUAGCGAAGUGGUAUCGCAACAUUUCUGGGAAACAUUUCAAGAGAUGGAGAUGCGAGAUCUUUUUUUCAUCUAUAUUCGACCAUGUUGUCUCAAGGAAGGGGCAGCAUACCUCUUACAUCUUCUCGAUGAGCUUGUGUUGAACAUCGUGAAAAAGAAUGGGUUGGUGAAUGUUUAUAACAUGAUCGGAAUAGAGGAGUCAGCACGGUUGUGCAUGUGGUAUUUUAACCUGGCAUCUGAUUUUUACCCAUGGGUUGAGUAUGAGCAUGUUGACAACAAAUUUUCAUUCGAGUAUAACGGUGAAUGCAUGGCUUGCAUCGAAGGGUUUACCGAUAGUUGCGGUGUUAAAAAGCGAACAAUGGCACAUGAACAUACCACAUACGUGGGAAAAUUAAAAAAGAUAUUCAUAGUCUACGGGUCUAAUUAUCAGCCAAUUGAAAUUAUUACACGUGAACCAAUCAUCAAGGCAAGAAACACGAGAUAUGAUCUGUGCGCAUUGCGUGAAUCACUCGAGAAAGAAUUUUGGGAGCUCAAGAGAUUUCUUAAUUACAACAGAUGCGU
Dentiscutata erythropus is the source of this 775-nucleotide messenger RNA. The record is from the annotation of a GenBank genome assembly. NCBI's taxonomy places the organism in Eukaryota, Fungi, Glomeromycota, Glomeromycetes, Diversisporales, Gigasporaceae.